This is a messenger RNA of Micropterus dolomieu (smallmouth bass), 5018 nucleotides long. It is a transcript of the gene smap2, whose product is annotated as small ArfGAP2. Gene Ontology annotation, biological process: regulation of clathrin-dependent endocytosis. Bases 283 to 1695 code for a protein of 470 amino acids. The record is from RefSeq and is a predicted model, not a curated record. Gene Ontology annotation, molecular function: GTPase activator activity. Lineage: Eukaryota; Metazoa; Chordata; Actinopteri; Centrarchiformes; Centrarchidae. The transcript is spliced from 9 exons.
AUUAGGCCUAACGUUACAUUUGAAUCUAAGCUAUUACAUGGUGUUUUCCACCACGUUGCGUCUUGAUUAAGGUGUAUUUGCAUUUCGAAUAACCCGCAUGCUGGUUGGCUGAAAGGCAAUCAUUCCAUCGUGGUGAAACAAACUCGCACUGCUUUAUAUCGAGGAGGAAGAGGAACGGAGCACAUCGGCUCUGCACACACUGCUUUGAUUUAGUCAAAUAAGGGGCUAUUUGACAAUAGCCGGUACGGGCUGUAGCAGCUGGGGAGGAGGUGGACCGGUGCAAUGAUGACGGGCAAAUCUGUGAAAGACGUUGACAGAUACCAGGCUGUCCUCAACUCUUUACUAGCGCUGGAAGAGAAUAAAUUCUGCGCUGACUGCGAGUCAAAAGGACCAAGAUGGGCGUCCUGGAAUUUAGGCAUCUUUAUCUGUAUCCGCUGUGCUGGUAUCCAUCGAAACCUGGGGGUCCACAUUUCCAAGGUCAAGUCUGUCAAUCUGGACCAGUGGACGCAGGAGCAGGUUCAGUGUGUUCAGGAGAUGGGAAAUGCCAAAGCAAAACGUCUCUACGAGGCUUUCUUACCUGAGUGCUUCCAGCGCCCAGAGACAGAUCAGUCUGCAGAGAUCUUCAUCAGAGACAAGUAUGAUAAGAAGAAGUACAUGGAUAAGGUCAUUGACAUCCAGAUGCUCAGGAAAGAAAAGAGCUGUGACAAUAUACCCAAGGAGCCAGUUGUGUUUGAGAAGAUGAAAUUGAAAAAAGACAUCAGCCCGAAGAUGGAUUCCCAGUCUGUUACGGACCUGCUUGGAUUAGAUGCCCCGGCUCCAAGUCCUGCAGUGUCUAAUGGUGGAGGAUGUGCUCCAGACAGCAAUAAAAGCCCAGCAGUGUCUAAACCAGCUCUGGCACACUCUGCACUGGAUCUCUUCAGCUCCCUGCCAGCACCCUCCUCUGCUUCAUCCACUAUUUCCAUGCCUGCUUCCAGCUCCAUGCCUCAGAGCAGAGUGACAGCCUCAGUGCCUGAAAACCUCAGUCUGUUCCUGGAUCCGGUGCCCAAAGCAGAGGUGGGCGCUGUCAAGAAACUGUCCAAGGACUCUAUUCUCUCCCUAUACGCAUCCACGCCCUCAGUGCACGCCAGCAGUAUGGCUACUCACGGCCUGUACAUGAACCAAAUGGGAUACCCGACACACCCAUAUGGUUCAUACCAUUCUUUAGCCCAGGCAGGUGGAAUGGGAGGCGCCAUGAUGUCAUCACAGAUGGCCAUGAUGGGACAGCAACAGAGCGGCAUGAUUGGAGUUCAACAGAACGGCAUGAUGGGACAGCAGAAUGGCUUAAUAGGUGGCCAGGGUGUCAUGGCUCAGCCUAGUGGCGUUAUGGCGUCACCCUACAUGACGGGGAUGACCCAGGGCAUGAUGGGACAGCAGCAGAGUGGGAUGAUGGGACAGCAGCAGAGUGGGAUGAUGGGACAGCAGCAAAGUGGGAUGAUGGGACAGCAGCAGGUUCAAGGACUGGCCACAAUACCUCAACAGCAGGUGUAUGGAGUGCAUCAAGCCCAGCAGCUACAGUGGAACAUUACCCAGAUGACUCAGCACAUGGCCGGCAUGAAUCUCUACAACACCAACGGCAUGAUGGGAUACAGCAGUCAACACAUGGGAGACUCGACAACUCCGGGCUCAGCGCACAUGGCGGCACACAUUUGGAAAUGAUGAUCCAAGAAGUGACGUAAGGCCAGUAACCCACAAAAGAGAGGAAACUCCAGUUGUAGGAAUCUGUGGAUUAGACUCUCCAUGAGACAUUUUCUAAUGCAAGGGAAGAGGAGUAAGAGGAGGAGGAGGGGACAGGUGUGAAGAAGAAUAUGGUUUGGGAAACCACUACCUCUCUUUCUCUCUCCUCUCUCCCCACGCUUCCUCUUCUCGUCUCAUCCAUUGCCAUGUUUUGCAUAAUUCCAUGCUUGCCUUCAGAACAUUGUCGUUCAACGAAGAAUACAACAGGGUUCAGAGAUUCACUGAUUAGGACUACACAUCUUUCUUUGGACCCAACUUUUAUGUGAGAGUGUGUGCGCACACAUCUGUUGUAUGCGGGUGUCAACUACCUGCUUGACUUAAAAGAGCAGUUUGGCUAUUGGAGAAUUUUACAGUUUUUCUUACUUGAUCAGAAUCAGAAUAACUCAAUUGAUGUGCUUGAAUGUUUAUUGGAACAAGACACAUUUCCCCUUAAAGGAGGGAAGCACACCUUCUUGCAAGGUUGAGGGUUUAAAAUGUUUUCAUUUGUUAGAUAGAUUGAUCUUUUGGAAAGUACGCCUUUUCUUGAAGAGAGUUUGAAGAUUAAUGCCACUCUUAUGUCUGUAAGCCAAAUAUGAAGCUACUGCCCUCCGCACAUUAUUUUAGCUUAGCUUAAAGACUGGAAACAGGGGAAAUAACUAGCUUGGCUCUGUCCAAAGGUAUCACAGUCCAUCUACCAGCACCUCUAAAGCUCACUUACUCAAUAACUUGUUUGUUUAAUCCAUACAAAGUGUAAAAAUGACGGAUUGUGGAUUCUUGUGGCAACUAUCUUUUUACUAGAUGAAGUAGAGUAACUUCCUGGGGUCUUGCUGUUUGUAUAGAUUAAAGAAAUGAGAUAUAACGUGUUAAUUAGUAAGCUUUAGAUGUACUGAUAGGCGGAUUUUGAUACCUUUGAUACCAGGCUAGCUGUUUCCCCUGUUCCCUGUGGUUGUGCUAAGCUAACUGUCUACUGACAGGUAGCUUCAUUUGUACUAUACAGGUUUGAGAGUGGUAUCUAUCUUCUUAUCUAACGCUUGGCCAAAAAGUGAAUAAGUAUGUUUAUGUCAAAUAUUGAAAUUGAAAUAUAAUUCUUUUAACCCAGCAUUAAGAAUGUUUCUUAACAGAAAUGACAAUUAGCCUAUAUUUAGCUGCAACCAUUGUUAAGGAGCAACUACAAAUGUUUUUCCAGCCAGCUUUCAAGCACACAGGGUUAGGAGUUUGAUACUUUAGACGUUUUAGAUAACAUAUCAUUUUAGAAAUGAUUGGAGAAUCCAGCUAGGUUAGGUUAGGCUAGCCUUUAAGCUGCACAAAGGGGGAAAGAUAUACAUUCAUUUGUCUGGCUCUGUGUAAGUGUGAAACAUUUGUAAAAUCUUACAAAAAACAAUGUAUUCCUUUCUAAAUACUUAAGUUAUCCUACCCGUCCAACAAUGUUAAAAUGUAAGAAAUCCCUUUAAAUUCUGAUAAGUUCCUAGAUCCUUACUGUUACAAGUUAGAGCAGCUACAAAACCUACCUAAACAACCCUUAAACAUGAUGUCUUCUACUCAAUUUACAGAGGGCUUCUUUUAGAAUCAAUAUCUAAUCUCUACUUUUAGUAUCAAAAGUCCUAAACUGGAUUUUGGGAGACCAAAGAUCAAUGCUAGCUUUAUUAUGGUUGCACAGUAUUCCAACGCUUUGUUUAAUAUGUAUAGCCACGUAACUAGUGAUUAGUAGAAAAACCAGUCCUUAAACAGUUUAGUCAUACCUGAUCUUACGUGAUGAAAGCUUGGGCAUAUCUAUUCACUGUGCUAUUUCCUCAGCAACGGUGGGACACUUAAAAAGUCACUUGCAUGCAAUGUCAUUGUGUAAAUGCUGAGUUAAUGCUCACACACCUCAAGUAAAUCUACCAUAUACAAUAGAGGCCUCAAAUAAUGUUGAAUGUCAGUAAAAACAGAGAGAGAGACAGAGAGAGAGAAGUGGGGCAGAGAAGACUUUAAGGUACAGAUUAGUCAUGUUUCAGAUUCUUCCACUGAAUUGCAUGAGGAGAAUGUUUUUCUAGCUCUGAUUGUAUGUUUAUGUUUAUUAAGAUAUCCGAAUAUGUCUCUUAAAUGUGUAUCUCUGAAUGUUUCUCUCUACAUGUCAGUCGGUUUUUGACCAAAACCAACAAAAAUUCUUAAUGAAUGUGUGUUCUGAAUGUGUUCACGAUUGUACUGGACUUGUUUUGAAUACACACACCUGAGCACUGCUGGGGUGUGUUUGUUUUUGAUAUUCUAUGACUCUGUCAAGCACUGUACACUUCUGUCUUUUGAAUGUUCUGUGGUCAACAGCGUCAUAGUUGUUUUUUUGGUAAAUUGUUAAAUUCAACCAAGUUUUUUCUUUUCUCUUUCUUUUUACCGUCACAUUAGGAACAAACUUUGACCAGGCUGAACCAUUUUCAGGUCACUUUGGGACGUUUACAACUUGGACAUACCGCAUUGUGAGGCAAAAGUGAUUGUACGACCACAAUCUGUCACCUCUUAAUGUUUUAGUUAACCCUUCUACACCUCUCCAACACACUUUCUCUGAAAGUGUUUCUAAAUAUGUCAGUUCUUGUACAUGCAUGGAGCCAUUAGUGUAAAUAAUCUCAAUCUUGCCAUUUUUUCGUAGAAGCACCUUGGUGUUAAGUUGCCAUUAUGAAUGUGAGGGGUAAGAAUGUAAAAAGCAUAAUUGUUAUUAACUGCGUCCAGUAAACAAGCAGUACAUCCUUCACAACUGAGAAACUCUUUUCCUUCCAGGUAUUUUUUUUUUCCAUUUUAGCUCAGAGAGCUGAGACAACAGUGUGACAGAGGCAUUCACCUUCUCUGAGCAAAAUCUCCAUCAGACAAUGUGUCGUCUCUGCGCUGUAACAGCAGAUCUGUCAGCUCGCGAUGAGAAGUAUCUGGAAAAUCAGUUACAAUCUCAACCGGGCUUUACCUGAGCUUUUUCAUCUGUGAUUAUCUUUAGGUUCCUUGUAAUCGGUUCCUUGUUUUGUCUGGUAUACUUUCUGUGAAAUAAAGAGCAAAUGAAGGAAUGUAUCUUUUUAUGUACUUGUCGAUCAAGAUAUUGUGUACUUUUUUCUUUGUCAGAAUAUCUCUGUGUUAUGUUUCUUAAACAUGAUUGAACAUGUAUUGUAUAUCAGUUUGGCAUUUUCUCACAUGCUUUGCCACUUUUGAUUUCAUGUUCCCACAAGUUAGUCACUUAAAUUUGAGAAUAUGUAUGUAACAUAAAAUACUUGUCUGUGAAAAUAUACAAAAUAAAUAUUGUUUUGAUUAAA